GUCUAACUAUACUAAGCUAGAUUUGACAGGCUGAAAGAAAAACAGGAGUGUGGUUAUGUCAAAUACAGUAGUAUGAUGUUAAAAUGCUUAGAAAGGAGUCAAAGUUUCAUUAAACAAGGCUUUGAGCAGGCUGGACCAAUAUGGAAGUUCCUGGAAGUGUCAGUGCAAUGCAGAUGAAGGUCCAAAGCAACAAAACUAAUGGACACCAACAACUGCUGAGAUGAAUUAACCAGGAAUCAAAUGGUUUUGAAAGCCUUCAAUCAUGGGUGAUAUGAAGACCCCUGAUUUUGACGAUCUCUUGGCUGCCUUUGACAUCCCUGAUGCGACCAGUCUGGAUGCCAAAGAGGCCAUUCAUGGGAAUCAGGAUGAGGGAGAGGGACACCUGAAGCACUCAGAGAUGUGUAUGGAUGCCACGGUUUUGAUCCCUCACCCAGUGCCUACAACUGAUGUCCCUGCUGUCAGUGUUAUUGUAAAGAACACCAGCCGCCAGAACUCCUAUGAAAAUCUUGUGGAGAAGGAAAGCUCUCAUUUGGGGCAGCUUUUACAAAAUGGGUUCAAAACUUCUGCAGGCUCACUGGAGACGCAUUCCUCUAGCUAUCCAAGGCUGGAUAGCUCUUCUGUCAACGGGGACUGUUCAAGACAUUCCUUGGAAAAGAUUCCCAUCCUCUACAAGACUGAAAAUGUUCCCACUCCAUCAGCGUCUAUGCCUCAGUUUAGCCCAAUAUCUAGCCCGGAAUCUGAAGACAUUCAAAGCAAUGGAAUCAAUGACCGCCCAAAAUCUGCAGAGACCUCGUACUUCCCGUCUGAUUCACUCUUUUCAUCUUCGGCUCUUCCUGUUUUAGACAGUCAUGGAAAUCCAGAUGCAUCCAGCUUGACAGACAAAUGCAAUGAAAGACAGCCUGGUUCAAAAGGUGUGGAUGAUCUUGAGUGUGAUGGCUCAUCAAAAAAUUAUGAUUCUGCGACUAAGAGGGACUGCAUCCAAGAUUGUGGAACAAAUGCAUAUCCAACCCCUGAGACGACUAUUCCUCCUUCCAGUCCAUGUGUCAAAGAUCAUACCUCCAGACUGUCCUCUUGUCUUGAUGCAUUAGCAGCCCUAAAUGCUAAAAAGGAUCCUGGUGGGCAAACUCAUUCAAGGGACUUUCCAGUUACCCCAAAAGAGACAAUGAAAAUUAGUCCAAAAAUACCCAUUUCACCAAGGAGCCCAAGAAGUCCUCUGGAAGUGGUGAAACGUUACGUGAAACAGCCUGACAGCCCAAUGAGUAUAUGCAGUGACAGCAGUGGUAAAGCAUCUCCAGCUGUCACUACUGGCUCGCCUCCAGCCAUCCCACGAGUCAGAAUAAAGACAAUCAAAACCUCAUCUGGAGAAAUCAAACGCACCGUCACAAGCAUAUUGCCAGACUCUGAGACCGAAGAUUUCACAUCACCGUUUGGGUCUUCGCCAUCUCAGUCCUCAGUUGAAGAUGCCUUCUCGAAAACAUUGCCUGUGUAUCGUUCAAAUGAUAAAAUUUCAGAGGUCAUUUUUGAAGAUGGAAAUCAGGAAGCCUCGAAGACUGCUUUAUUGGGGGGCAAAUCCAGCACAAAAUCAGUGAGGAGCUCAAAGAAACCUCAAACCCAAAAUAAUAGUCAUACCCUAAAGACAACGCAAGGUGGGAACAAGCAAAGGAAGGCUUCUUCUGCUCAGAUGGGUUCUUCUGCUAAUACAAACUACCUUCCAAAGGCGUUACACUUGGCAAACCUAAAUCUAGUCCCACAUAGCGUGGCUGCCUCGGUUACAGCAAGGUCUUCUACUAACAGACAGGAGCCCUCUCACUUAUCAUCGUCAAUGGUGUGCAGUUCUGUACCAUUGGUGCAUCAAGUUAAAAAAGUCUCCCCAAACACACGAGCUGUUGUCCCAAAUACUGCAGCUGGAACCUUAAACAGACUGUUGAAUUACUCAAACCCAGUGCCAACAUAUGUUCCUGACCUGAGUCCACCACCAGGCACCAAUAUCAAGCUCCCACCGCAAGGCUAUUGCUGCCUAGAAUGCGGUGACUCAUUUGGGCUGGAAAAGAGUCUUGCUUACCAUUACAGCCGGAGGAGUGUGCAUAUUGAAGUUGCGUGCACUCACUGCUCCAAAACAUUGGUGUUUUUCAACAAAUGCGCUCUCCUGGCACAUGCCCGCGAACACAAGAACAAAGGCAUGGUGAUGCAGUGCACUCAAUUGUUUAUGAAGCCCAUUGCUGUUGACCAGAUGUUGGCACCCACCAAACCUAAGCAGUCCGUGAAUCAGAUAACUUGCGGGAACAACACCACAGAGUCAUCCAAAGGCCAAGCAGUCUUGCCACUUUAUCCCGACAAAGUUAUUAGACAUGGAUUCAAAUGUCUGGACUGUAAUAAACAGAUGUCAGACUACACAGCACUUGCAGGUCACUAUCAGAGGUCAUCGGAGACUGAAGGUCUGAUGUGCAAGGUUUGCUCAAUGCUGCUACCCAACAAGUGCAGCUACAGGGCCCAUCAACGCAUUCACACACACAAAUCCCCUUAUUGCUGUCCUGAAUGUGGGGCACUCAGUCGCUCGGCAGACAUCCAGAAGCAUGUGAAAGAGAAUUGUCUCCACUAUGCCCGUAAAAUUGGGUACUCGUGUCUGCAUUGUGAAAUGCUUUUCAUGUCACUGUCCCUCUUGAAGAGUCACAUUGAGGAGAAGCAUUGUGAGGUCUUCUAUAAGUGCACUAUCUGUCCUGUAGCCUUCAAAUCUUCUGAUGGAUGCCUGAUGCAUGUAAAAAACAAGCAUGGAGGCAGUGAACCCAGCCAUCAGGUGAUCUACAAAUGUUCCUGUGAAACAGUCUUUAAGAGGAAGCAGCUGUUGUAUCAACAUUUUCAUCAUCGUAUUUGUGUGUUCAAGUGUCCAGAGUGCACUUCAUUCUUCCCAGAGAAACUACUUUUCAUGCAACAUUUCAAGACUAAUCAUUGGGGCAUUUUCAGAGGUGAAGCAGAAAAAAGCCCCAAAAAGACAGAGACAGUAUCUUUCUCUGAUAAAAUGUCACCACAAAACCUUCAACAAAGGUUGACCAAAACAGUUAAUGAGGCCGGCAUGAAGGGAAGAGAGACUUCUGCUGCACGGAAGUCAAGUGCUGGAGUUAGUAUGAAGAACGCUGGCUGGACCUGUGGAGAAUGCCUCGUGUGGGUCCCUGACAGGGAGACCUAUGUCAGUCACAUGAAGACCAGCCAUGGCAGGUCUUUAAAGAGACAUCCUUGUCGACUAUGUGAAAGGUCCUUCAAUUCAUCCUUGAGUCUUAAACGACACAUUCGCAGCGACCACGAUGGGAAAAAGAAAGUUUACACAUGCUGGUACUGUACAAAUGAGAGGAUAUCCUUUACUAAACACUCUAUGCUAAAGAACCACAUCAGCUUGAUGCAUGGAAUCAAGAACCCAGAUUUCAGCCAGAUGGCAAAGCUAGCAUCUCAGGAGGUGGGCAAACCAACAGGCCAGAGGGCGAAAAGAAGAGCAGAGGAGGCUCAUGGAGUAGCAGGAAAUGGGGAAACAUCAUACAACACCCCUGCCAAGCGGCCUAAGCCACUUUAUCGCUGCGCCAAAUGUGGCUUUACCUCUGAAAACCAGGCCCAGUUUCAGGAACACAUACCUCAACACAGAACCGACAGCGACACACCCCAGUGCCAACACUGCGGCCUUUGUUUCACAUCUCAGCUAGCACUCAGCAGACACCUCUUCAUUGUACAUAAGGUCAAAGAACCAGAGGAGCGUGAGGAGACAGGGAAAGGACGAGAAAACUUAACAGACUUGAGCGAUGAAACUUUACCUCCUUCGCCAAAAAAGACAGCGGAGGAGCAAUGCAGACUCCACGCUGAGCCCACAGACAGCAACAACACACAGGCAUCAGAAACAAGUGGAUUUGAGGAAGAAAAGGCCUGAAUAGAAGAAAGGACUCCAGAGGAAAGCUGCUAAUCAACAUAAUUGCAAGCAUGUGAUUGCGGAAUAUGCAGCUGAGAAAUGUGGUACUGCAAACAUGUUGCCUUACAGUGAAAUACUAUAUCUCAUGUCACAUAUAUCACAUAUAUGAAAUAAUGUUUAAAACAGACUCUCAUUCAGAGUUUCAUCGCAUUAUUUGGAUUAACUUAAAGGGAUGGUUGAAAAAAAUGAAAAUUCUGUCAUCAUUUACUCACCCUCCAGUUGUUCCAAACCUGUAUGAGUUUCUUUCUUCUGUUGAACAAAAAAAAAAAAAAGAUAUUUAAAGAAUGUUGGUAAGUUGACGGUAGCCAUAGACUUCCAUAGCAGGAAAAAAAAAUACUAUGGAAGUCAAUGGGUGCCGUCAACUGUCUAACGACCAACAUUUUUCAAAAUAUCUUCUUUUGUGUUCAACAGAAGAAAGAAACUCAUACAGGUUUGGAACAACUUGAGGGAGAGUAAAUGAUGACAAAAUUUUCAUUUUUGGGUGAACUAUCCCUUUAACUGUUAUAUUCAUGCAAUUAAUUGUCACUUUUUACUGCUUACUUGUUCAUCCUAUGUAUGUGGAUAAUCAUAAUUUAUUUUUGUGUAAUUGCAAAAGCAUCAUGUCAGUGUGUUUCAGUGUUUCUCUACAGAGCAAUUGUAUGUUUUUGUUCAUGUACCACGUCAAAUCUGUCUUUGGUACAUUACAAUGCAGGUAAUAUUAUGUAUGUUACAUAUUGUAGCCAUAAGUGGGACAGUCAUGUAAUGUUUUGGCUGUUUUCAGGGUCACCAAAAAUGCAGAAGAAUUUAGCCGCUUUGAUGGUCAAUCUUUGGUGGUGCUUAUGCUGUGAUGGUCUUGAAGGAAGGGCAUGUCUGAUGAUGUUUAUUUUAUAUUUAUUAGGUAGCGUACUUGUAUCACAAAGCUAAACAUCUGUAACAGUAUUUGCUACUAUGGAGAUUACAUUAUUCUGAAAGGUAUUCACUUAAACCCAGGUAUCUGCACUCAGAGAAAAUAUAUUUUCAUAUUCAUUCCAUGUAGAUUACUAGUUUCAAUUACAUUUAUAUUCAAUGAGCCAUUCUUACAAUCAAAUUUAGCACUUUUGUAAAUGCUUGUAUGGGAAAAAAGAGAAGAAUUUACAUAUUAAAGACAUCAGAGACUCAACUUUACAGUUUGUGCUAUCAGCAGAGGCUUGAUGUUUUUGGGGCCUUUAAAAUGUAAAAUACAAAGAUUACUUUUUGUUUCUUUCAGUUUUUUAUUUUAUUUCUUUGUUAUUCACCAAUAAUGUUUCAGAUUAAAACGUUGAUUAUCUUA
Messenger RNA from Ctenopharyngodon idella (grass carp), 5237 nucleotides. It is a transcript of the gene znf592, whose product is annotated as zinc finger protein 592. The record is from RefSeq and is a predicted model, not a curated record. The coding region runs from base 263 to 3910 and encodes 1215 amino acids. The transcript has 9 exons. Lineage: Eukaryota; Metazoa; Chordata; Actinopteri; Cypriniformes; Xenocyprididae.